Messenger RNA from Lizanozyma spartinae, 1110 nucleotides. RefSeq lists its product as uncharacterized. Bases 1 to 1110 code for a protein of 369 amino acids. NCBI's taxonomy places the organism in Eukaryota, Fungi, Ascomycota, Pichiomycetes, Serinales, Debaryomycetaceae. Gene Ontology annotation, biological process: chromatin remodeling; regulation of transcription by RNA polymerase II. The transcript has a single exon. The record is from RefSeq and is a predicted model, not a curated record. Gene Ontology annotation, cellular component: nucleus; nuclear chromosome; RSC-type complex. Gene Ontology annotation, molecular function: transcription coregulator activity.
AUGCUGAGAGUCUUUAACCCACAGGCGUUGUCAAGUGGUCUUUAUAGCAGACUUACGAAGGAGGGAUCUGAGAAUGGACUUUUGAUUAACACUACACCGGUUGUGCGAACAGCUAGAAGACAUGCUCAAGUUAACUAUGCUGAGCUCGAUUACAAUGAUGAUAUCGAUGAAGAGUUUGUUCCUGAAGGAAGUAUUGACUUUGGUGGUUUGUCUGGGAAUAUGUUUGGGAAUAAUUCUGCGAGAUACAAUGGCAAUGGGAUGCCAGUUAAUGCUACUCAGAAGUACUCAUUACGCCCAGCACGAGGCACACCCCGCAUUCCUCAGCUUGAAAUGGAGACGAAAAUUCAAGAGUUGGCUCAUCGUGGUAAUGCUCCAGAUAUAUUGAUUCCUAUACGGCUUAACUUGGAGUAUAACAAUGGAAACUCCAAGUUAGUCGACUUCUUCAUGUGGAACUUAAAUGAAACAUUGAUUACCCCCGAACAGUUUGCUUCCAUACUAUGUACCGAUUUGGAACUACCAGCAAACUUACAUCUGGAAAUAACUGACACCAUAAGCAAGCAAAUUGAAGAAUAUAAUUACGCAUCUAGUUUGCAGUUACCUUCAACGAUGGAGUAUCACAUUAUAAUUGAUUUGUCUGUUAAUUUGAAUAAGAAACUUUAUCAAGAUAGAUUUGAAUGGGAUUUAGCACAAACGGAAAUCACUCCUGACACUUUUGCGGAUAUUGUUGUGGGUGAUUUGGGAUUGUCGUUGGAGUUUAAGCCAGCUAUACUGCACUCCCUCCAUGAAGUGUUAUUACGUUUGAAGAGAGAGAUAUGUGAAGGAUCCUACAACCAUGAGUUACAAAAGUAUCAGCAAUUAGCAGGCCUAAUUUUUGAAUGUGGCAUCCGUAUUAGAACUGAAAACAGUAUACAUAAUGGUAAUGAUCUCUGGCAACCUAUUGUUGAGAUAUUGACAGCGGAAGAAAUUGAAAAGCGUGAAAUUGAACGCGAAAGAAAUAUCAGAAGAUUGAAACGUGAGAAUAUGAGAUUAGAAAACGAUGAGGCUUCUAAUAAGAGAAGAGCGACUGCAAGACGGAGAUAUGAUGAAUUAGAGGGCUCGUGGAAAUACUAA